AUGGCUUCCAAGCCCCCCACUGCUCGUCCCAACGACGAGGGACCGGAUGAUGCCUCCUCGGGCUCCUCAGUAGACGACCAGACCGUCAACCUGCAGGUCGUCUCGCCUUCGGUCGGCGUGAAUCGACCUUUGCUGUUCCCCGGUAUCGCUGCCAACACGACCGUUAAGCAACUCAAGGAAAGGAUUCGCCAGACUCUCCCUUUGCGACCUUCGGACGAACAUCAGCGACUCAUUCAUCGUGGACGUGCUAUUGUUCGCGAGUCAGAUACCUUGUUGGACAUCUUCGGUGCCGAUGCGCUCCGUACCCCCGAACAACAGACCAUUCAUCUUGUCAUUAGGGAUACCCGAGAUAGUCAAUCAUCUACUCCGACAGUGCCUCCCGUCACCGCUCCCGCUUCCGCUCCCGCUCCAGCUCCAGCUCCAGCUCGCGGCCCCAGCCCAACUGCUUCCGCUCCCCCAACAAACGUCCCCCGCCAGCAUGUUCAACAUGCCCACGGCCAUGCCUUUGGAUACCAGACUGCGCCAGGUUUCACUUGGAGACAUUCGAUGCCUCCAACCUCCAACCCGUUUCCUCAGCCGCGCAUGCCGUCACCGUCACCGUCCCAUACGCCCGAGCAAGCCGCCGCCUUUCAACAUCAUCACCAGAACAUGACUCAGUGGUUGAACAAUAUUCAGCGAGAGGCUAUGGCGAGGGCAUUGAAUCAGAAUCAGCGGACUAGAGCUCAGAUGGGCAUGCGCGGCGUUGGGGACACCGCGGCUGGGAAUGCUCCUGCAGGCGACAAUAGCGGUCGAGCAAGCCCUGCUCCAGGUCACACCAUUUACCGCGAACAUGUAGGACCCAACGGACACACUUACCAAGUUGAGACUGUCGUUCGCACCCCGGGGCAAGGCAAUGCAAGUGGAGCUAUGUCUCCGGCAGAUGUUCAGAAUAUCAUUCGGACUGCCGAUGUCAAUCAAGCAACACUGGCAAUGACGAGCGCGAUGCAGCGCAGCGCUUCAAGCACUUCUCUUUACAACCGUUCUCUGGCACAACCUGGUGUGACCACGCCAGCCUACCCUACCCCCAGCUCAAUGGCUGGCAGCGGAAGAGGAACUCCGGACCACUCGGCUGCUCGACUCACCACCGCUGGGGCUCCUGGAAGCUCCCAGUCAAGACCAGGUUCUGAAGUAUACAUCCUGUCAUCGCCUGAAGGACCACGAGCAUUGCUCUUUAACAACACGGGGGCUGAAACUUACUAUACGCCGCGACUUCGAGGCCAAGCAAGUUUCCCGCAACUUCGAACCACUCCUACUCUUGGCACCUCGAUUAACGAUCUUCACAAUCAGAUGCGGGCUAGGCACCAUCACCACCAUCAUCACCAUCAUCUGCGUCCUCAGACGGUACCACAGCCGCUGUCCCAAAUUCAGCCUCAAGUACCGCCUCAACCCCAGCUGCAGGUUCAACAACAGCAGCAACAGCAAUAUGCGCCCCCUCAGCAGGACCAAGCACGUCAGGACCAAGGUCAAAACCAGGCACAAGUUCAACAGGACCAAAUGGCAGCUGUGGCCCCCUUGAUGCAUCGUGGCAACCCUCCUGCAGCAGCACUUCCACCUCUGCUAAUGCAGCUUUGGCCGCAGAUGUGGCUUCUGUUCCGGCUCACCCUAUUUGUCUGGUUCUUCACUUCUCCCACUGCAAGCUGGUCGAGAUGGUUCACCAUCAUUACUAUUGCAGUGCUCAUCUUUGUUAUUAGCACAGGUGUUUUGAAUGGUGUUCCAGAUCAUAUUUGGCGACCUCUGGGACGGCAUCUGGAGAAUCUGAUUCCCAUGGAGCAACCAAGGCGCCCACACGCAGGCCCGCAAGGAGCUCCACAGAGAGGCGGUGACCAGAAUGGCCAGGCUCGACAAGAGCCAAACCCAGAGGACAUGGCUAGAAGACUAGUGGCACAGCAUCAGGGUCCGGAGAGCUGGAUUAUCUCGCAAGUGAGACGGCUGGAGCGAGCCGGUCUCUUGUUUCUUGCCAGUAUCGCCCCGGGUGUUGCAGAGAGACACAUUGCCAACCUAGAGGCGGCAGCGCGAGCUGAGAGAGAACGUAGAGAGGCCGAAGCGGCGGCGGCGGCAGCAGCAGCGGAAGCAGCAGCAGCACAGGAGAACGAAAACAACGAAAACCAGGAGGCGACAUCAGCUCAAGGAGAAAAUGCUGAUACGGGAACGGGACAAGGUGGUGAACAGGCAGAGGGGCAGGGAGGUGAUGAAAUACGUGAAGAACGAGGAGUUCCGGAAAAUAAUGAGGCGAAUGAACCAGUGGUUGAACAGCUUGUCGCGGUCUAG
This is a messenger RNA of Fusarium vanettenii 77-13-4, 2307 nucleotides long. RefSeq lists its product as uncharacterized. The record is from RefSeq and is a predicted model, not a curated record. Lineage: Eukaryota; Fungi; Ascomycota; Sordariomycetes; Hypocreales; Nectriaceae. Gene Ontology annotation, biological process: endoplasmic reticulum unfolded protein response. The transcript has 2 exons. Bases 1 to 2307 code for a protein of 768 amino acids.